Priceomyces carsonii is the source of this 1443-nucleotide messenger RNA. RefSeq lists its product as uncharacterized. NCBI's taxonomy places the organism in Eukaryota, Fungi, Ascomycota, Pichiomycetes, Serinales, Debaryomycetaceae. The transcript has a single exon. Gene Ontology annotation, cellular component: membrane. Bases 1 to 1443 code for a protein of 480 amino acids. Gene Ontology annotation, molecular function: monoatomic cation transmembrane transporter activity. Gene Ontology annotation, biological process: transmembrane transport; monoatomic cation transport. The record is from RefSeq and is a predicted model, not a curated record.
AUGAUAAUUGGAAUAUGGCCCACAACUAGGUUUCGAAUUCACAAUACGGUUAGUUCACUUAAAUAUAGCCGCAAUUGGAAUCUUCAGUAUAUUAGGGGGCAAAGUUUUAUGAGAAAAAGUUCUCCAUUAUUGAGUUCUAAAAUUUUUUACUCCACAAGAACUUACAAGUUUUAUAGGGCGAAUAAACCUUUAAUAUCGUUGAGAAUGAUGUCUAGUGAGGAAAAUGAACCGAAGAAGGGGCAUAGCCAUCAUCACUCUCAUUCGGAGGAAGAGCACCACGGAAUUUUUGGACAUUCUCAUUCUCAUUCGCACCACCAACCUAAUGAAUUGUUGGUUUCAGGUUCAGUCAGAAACAAUCCAGCUGUAAGGAUUACUUGGAUAGGAUUACUUGUGAAUGUGGCAAUGGCUGCCUCGAAGGCGGUUGGAGGUAUAUAUUUUCAUUCGCAGGCUUUACUUGCUGACGCAAUCCAUUCGCUCUCAGAUAUGGUGGCCGAUUUUCUAACCUUGGCCACGGUAAAUGUGGCCUAUAGGAUUGGUUCUCCGACAAAAUUUCCGCUUGGGUAUGGAAAGCUUGAGACAGUUGGUUCAUUGCUUGUUAGUGCAGCAUUAUUAUUCGCUGGUGUAUCAGUAGGAUGGUCAUCACUAUUGCAGGUAUUCGAAUACGCGUUGCCGAGUUACAUUUAUGAAUAUUUAGCGAUGAUUCAACUAGGUCAUUCUCAUUCACACACAAGCUUGCCUACUGAUGGUGAUCAUUCGCACUCCCAUUCUCAUGCAUCCCACCAUGAAUUAGUACAGGGGGAUGAUGUCAAGGUGGAUCGGCAGAUACCGAACAUCAAUGCUGCUUGGUUAGCUGGUGGUUCAAUACUAGUAAAAGAGUUGUUGUAUCGGAAAACUAUGAAAGUUGGUUUAGAAUCGAACUCGAAGGUCUUGAUUGCUAAUGCUUGGCAUCAUCGGGUUGAUUCCUUGACUUCUGCUGUUGCAUUAUUUACAGUAACAGGAGGUGUUCUAUUCAACGUCGCUUGGCUUGACUCGAUUGGUGGUUUGUGUGUCUCAAUAUUGAUCAUUAAAGCAGGAUGGGGAACUUUCAAAAGCUCAAUGUUAGAAUUAGUAGAUAGGGGCGAAGCGGCUGAUAGUGAAGUUUAUUUAAAAGUCAAAGAUAUAAUCAGUGAUGAAUUAGAAGACGAUAAAUGUCUCCAGGACUUUAAAUUAUCAGACUUGUCAGUUAUGACUUCAGGAGCUAACACUAAUGUAAUUUUUACAUUGUCAACAUCUCGCAAAGAGAAAUAUUAUCUAGAAGACUUGAAUAAAAUCGAGUCCAAGUUAAUUUAUUCACUCAAAGAUGCCGAUAAGUUUAUCAAGAAAGUUCUUAUUCACUUUAAAGAUGGUUCUACGCAAACCUUAGAAAAAUCUGAACUGAAAGAAGAUCACACUCAUUCCCAUUGA